GUAAAUUCGCCCACAAACGAACCCCAAAUGCAUUGCAAACCGAACGAUUCGAAUUACCCUUCGGCGAGAGUGUGCGCUACGCCGGCCGCUGUGCACAUCACUGAUUCCCUUGCGACGAACCUAAUUGACGAUUUCCAUCGGUUUUAGAUGUCUCUGCAUAUUGGAAACCUCUCAUCUCACACUCACCUCGGUGAGCUUGAGCGUGUUUUUCGGAGAUUUGGUAGAUGUAGUCUAAGGGUGAAAGAUAAGUACGGUUUUGUAGUUUACGACUACCCUGCAAGCGCUGAAAAAGCUCUCAAAACACUUCGAGGCACUAGGAUUUGUGGGGAGGCUUUGACGCUGUCAUGGUCUAAACAUCAGCCUCAUGCUAUGCAAAGGUUUCCCCCGGGUGGGAUGCCCUACAAGCAGCCAUACAGAAAGUUCUUUGCGAAAGAAAACGCUGGGCGGAGAGUGGGUCCCAACAUCCGGCACGACUACGAGAAUGAUUUCAAGAAAGCAAGUGAAGGUAGAACAGUUGGUUCCUCCGACCUGGUUAACGAAUCAAUGAACUAUCAUCCAGACGAUGCAGAGGGUUAUGUCGGGGAAAGGGAUCCUUCUUACAUUGAAAACGAUCACCGAUUUGGGAAUGGUGAUAGAAGCCAUUUAGAAGAUGAUCGGUGGGGGGAGCAGAUUGUCAACCCAUCGCACGAAAGUUAUUUGGAAAAUGACAUAGAGUUUGACCGAUAUGAACCUUGCCACAGCGUUGGGGUACAGGAAUUGGACGAACAUCACCCUACGCCCGAAUCACCUGUUAGCAGGAACUCAAAGGAAAGAACCGGAAAUUUCUACGGAGCAAAAUCUCAAAAGAAUUGCUAUUUAUGCGGGGAAGUAGGUCAUAAAAUGCGCAACUGUCCGCUAGAGCUACAGAGGCAUGCACCAAGGCCUCGAGGGAGAAUUGGCCCGGGCCUUGAAGGCGAUACAGUCCCGAUGAGGUAUCGAGAAAAUAACGGGGGACUGUCUGGUUUCCGGAACCAUCAAAGGCUACUGAGGCACGGAGAUUCUUCGCCACCAUAUAAUCGGAAGCGAGACUUCAGACAUAAGAAAAGAAAGUGGCGCGAUCAUGAGAGUACCGACAAAGAUCUCUCGGAGAAACCUGGCGGCCCGUCAUCACCGUCAAUUCAUUCUGGUUACAAGCCUUCCAAGAAGUCAACUUCUAUCAAGUCUGUAUCGCCAUCGACGUCGUCUGGCUCGCUGCCACUAGACCUCAACAGAGACCUGCCCUCUUCCCCAAAGAAAGCUCGACCAGAAUCAAAGGACUCUGCAACGAAAGACAAAGAACUGCUCAGUCGUAAUUUAAAAAUGAAAGAUCUGUCCCCGAAGGACUCUGACUCAAAAGAUUCACCUGAAAUGUUCGAGCCUUGCACCCCGGUAUCAGACACCCCAGUAUCAGACGCUGAUGAUCAGUUUGGCGAUAGUUUUAAUCCGUUCAACGGUAAGAAUGCAUCUGCGCCGGAUUCUGAUACCGUUGUAAAGCCCGAUGCUUCGAAUGUAGAAAGAAUUUCGGCGCAGGAAGUGGGGAUGGUUCUGAAACACUACGGCCUGCAGCACCCGGAGGAGAAUGGAAAGGAAAUGGCAGUGGAUAGGUAUUUCGGGUCGGCACGGCUGUGGCCGUGGGAGAUUAUAUACUAUCGGAGAUUGAAGAAGGGGUCGAUUUCUGCCGAGAAUUACUCUCGGAGAAUGGCGCAGAACGAGCAAUUUGGCAUUGUUGAUAGGUAUGUAAGAUGCAGCAGCGGUUGGGGCGAGGUGAAGAAGGAUCCUUGAAAGGUUUUUGAAUGGAUUAAGUUAUUAUGUUGGUUGCAAUGAACGAUUUCUUCUUCAAGGGUGGUUUGUGUGUAUCUUCUUCAUAGAGAAUGGUACUGAAGGUGUAUGAACUUGUAGUGGGACUUUGCAUUUGAUGAUCAUCGUUGGAUGAGUACCGUUAGUUAGCAGCAUAUGCAUUCAGAAUUUCAGACUCCUGCAUUUAUAUAAGUUCUUAUGAAUCUA
Messenger RNA from Andrographis paniculata, 2022 nucleotides. RefSeq lists its product as uncharacterized. The transcript is spliced from 2 exons. The record is from RefSeq and is a predicted model, not a curated record. Bases 148 to 1800 code for a protein of 550 amino acids. Gene Ontology annotation, molecular function: zinc ion binding; RNA binding. NCBI's taxonomy places the organism in Eukaryota, Viridiplantae, Streptophyta, Magnoliopsida, Lamiales, Acanthaceae.